Molecule: messenger RNA, 2331 nt
Organism: Nomascus leucogenys (northern white-cheeked gibbon)
Lineage: Eukaryota; Metazoa; Chordata; Mammalia; Primates; Hylobatidae
Gene: CD200
Product: CD200 molecule
Exons: 6
Coding region: 609-1070 (153 amino acids)
Biological process (GO): regulation of immune response; negative regulation of macrophage activation
Molecular function (GO): cell-cell adhesion mediator activity
Source: RefSeq, a predicted model, not a curated record
UCAGUUUCCCCAGUGGUCACCUUUGAAAAGGGAAAAAUGUCUGAAAAUAGGCAAAGCUGAAUAUAAACAUCAUUUAAUUCCCCCCACACAGACAGCCUCCGCUCCUAUGAGGGCGUGGGGAAAAGGGAGUGGAAGAAGGGGGCUGGGGAGGAGGAAGAGGCGGGAGGUGCGGUGGGGGCACAGGUGACGCUCCUCCCGCCUCCCUAGCAGAGCUCCAGGCGCACAUCCGCAGUCAGCCACCUCGCCUGCGCCUCCAGGAGCGAGGAUGGAGAGGCUGGUGAUCAGGAUGCCCUUCUGUCAUCUGUCUACCUACAGCCUGGUUUGGGGCAUGGCAGCAGUGGUGCUGUGCACAGCACAAGUGCAAGUGGUGACCCAGGAUGAAAGAGAGCAGCUGUACACACCUGCUUCCUUAAAAUGCUCUCUGCAAAAUGCCCAGGAAGCCCUCAUUGUGACAUGGCAGAAAAAGAAAGCUGUAAGCCCAGAAAACAUGGUCACCUUCAGCGAGAACCAUGGGGUGGUGAUCCAGCCUGCCUAUAAGGACAAGAUAAACAUUACCCAGCUGGGACUCCAAAACUCAACCAUCACCUUCUGGAAUAUCACCCUGGAGGAUGAAGGGUGUUACAUGUGUCUCUUCAAUACCUUUGGUUUUGGGAAGAUCUCAGGAACAGCCUGCCUCACCGUCUAUGCCCAUAGUAUCCCUUCACUACAAAUUCUCUGAAGACCACCUAAAUAUCACUUGCUCUGCCACUGCCCGCCCAGCCCCCAUGGUCUUCUGGAAGGUCCCUCGGUCAGGGAUUGAAAAUAGUACAGUGACUCUGUCUCACCCAAAUGGGACCACGUCUGUUACCAGCAUCCUCCAUAUCAAAGACCCUAAGAAUCAGGUGGGGAAGGAGGUGAUCUGCCAGGUGCUGCACCUGGGGACUGUGACUGACUUUAAGCAAACCGUCAACAAAGGCUAUUGGUUUUCAGUUCCACUAUUGUUAAGCAUUGUUUCCCUGGUAAUUCUUCUCGUCCUAAUCUCAAUCUUACUGUACUGGAAACGCCAUCGGAAUCAGGACCGAGAGCCCUAAAUGAGUCACACAGCACCCUGAAAGUCAUUCCCUGGUCUACUUGAAUUUGACACAAGAGAAAAGCAGGAGGAAAAGGGGCCAUUCUCCAAAGGACCUGAAAGAGCAAAAAAGGUGGGAGUGAAAGCCUUAAGGAUCCCACGACUUUUUACUGCCAUCUGAGCUACUCGGUGUUUGAAUCCCAAGAGGAAGUCAUUUUACCUCUCAGGUCUGUUGUAGGACUUGAUUUUGUAAAGCAAUGCCAUGUUAUGUGGUUGAAAGGGCACUGGACUUAGUAUCAGGAGCACUGAGCUCACAGACUGACUUGAGCUCCUACUGGUGGGGACCUCUGUUAGUCACUUUACCUCAUCCAAAGUAUAAAGGAAUUGGACCAAAUAAUUUACCACAUAGCUCUAAAACUUAAUUUAAAAUGUAAUUCCAGAAAAAAAAGGGAAUAAGCAAAGGGGGAAGAAUUGAAAGAGAGAGAAGAAAGAAUACAGAGCGCUUACCUUUUGCCUUUCUGUUGAUGUUACAUCUCUUCUUCCCAUGCUCUUAGGUCUAUGAGUCUGUUUCCCCAUCAUUUGGUAUCUAGUCCAGUUCCUGCUUACUGCUUUGCUAAUAGCUGGCCUUGCUACAAUCCUUGGUUUCACUGCUGUUAUUCAUGUGCUUCUAUGAGAUUUACUCCAACAAAAAUAAGACUGAAUUUAUUGUGAAGUAACAUUGGCAAUCUUAACUUAUUCAUUUAACUUAUUUAUUUUUAUAGCUAGAUAAAUAUUGUUAGUAUUAGACAAUAGCUCACAUUUUUUGAGAAGCAUGCUUUCCCUGUCCAUUUGUCUUAUAACAUGACCCAGCCCUAUUUUACAUCAUUCUAAAUUCAGCCUCAUAUAAUGAAAAUACAUUAUGAAAACAGAUGUUUAGGAGAUGUCCUGUAUAGCAGUCAGCCAAUUCACAUGCUUUGUCUCUGCUGGCUUCUUUCUCCAUGCAUUAACUUUUCACAACAGCAGAGGAGGCAAAUAUGAGCAUACAAUCCCUUUGUUCUAAAGAUAUUGUUCCAGCUAGUGGAAUGAUGUUGAAUCUUUAAUAACCAUUAUUAGUUGCUUUUUCAGUAUCUUCUGCUUUGUCUGUGUCUAUCCAGUGGCCUAGGAAUUAAAGUGUAAGUUGUUUUCGCUGUUAAAUUGGAUAUUUAUAUAUAUAUAUAUAGCAAGAUUUUCAUGUGUUAUUUAAUUCUGUAUUGUUUCUUAUAUUUGUAGUAAAAUAUUGAACAAUUAAAAGUGUUGACUCCAAA